AUGCUCGGGCUAAUUGAUGUACAAUUUGAAUAUAAUGAGGAGGACUUUGAAAGUAUUUCGUCUGGAAAGUCCUUCAAUGCUCGCUAUCGACAACAAUUCCAAGAUAUGAAUCCAACAGCGAGUUGGGCACGUAUUAAUGCUGUAAUGGUGGCGAAAUACAACGAGUACCAGAACAUGCUAACUGGACGUGGUAGACAAUUAGCUAGUAAGAAAGUUGGCCGAAUUCCUGGAUCUACUUCAACUCCAGCAUCUUCUAAGGAUUUGCAACCAACUUCAUCUGGUGCUGGUUCUUCUGGACAAUUUGAUAAAGUUGAGAAGGUUGCUCCUUUGAAAAUUCGCCUUUCAACGAGAAAGAAGCGAAGAAAUGACGAUUCUGAAGAAGAACUUAACUCUGAUCAAGAAUUUGAAUCUCUUCUAAAAGAACAUGAACGGCAAUUGGAUGAGGAGGAAAGAGCAAAGGAGGAACGAAAAAAAGAACGUGCCGCAGCUAGGAAGGCUAAAGAAUCGAAACAAAAAGUUAAACGGCGAAAGGAGGAAGGCGAAGGAGGGGAAGAUGGAGAUAAUCCACAGCAAGAACACCAAGAUUAUUGUGAAGUAUGUCAACAAGGAGGUGAAAUAAUCCUUUGUGACACUUGCCCACGUGCUUACCACUUGGUCUGCUAUGAUCAAGACUUGGAGGAACCUCCAGAAGGAUUCUGGUCUUGUCCACAUUGUGAGCAAAAUGGACCUCCUUCAAGAGAUGAGGCAGCAGCGGAUGCGACUCCAGGGAAUAUGGAUACUUGUAGAGUUUGUUCUGUGAGUUUUUUGGAUUUUUAA
Molecule: messenger RNA, 816 nt
Organism: Meloidogyne enterolobii
Lineage: Eukaryota; Metazoa; Nematoda; Chromadorea; Rhabditida; Meloidogynidae
Source: the annotation of a GenBank genome assembly